AGAGGAUCUGGCAGGAUGAAGAAAUGGGGGAGCUCAGACUUAUGGGAAUCUCAGGACCUGCCUCAAGAGGACUCCUGCCCAGAGCCCCUAGAUGGAGACCCUAACUCCAGGCCAGCUCCAGCCAAGCCCCACAGCUUCCCUGCGGCCAAGAGCCGCAGCCGGCUCUUUGGAAAGGGUGAUUCGGAGGACACAUCCCUUAUGGACUGCUCUUCUGAGGAAGGUCAGCUGGCAUCCUGCCCGGCCAUCACAGUCAGCCCUGUUGUCAUCGUCCAGAGGCCUGGGGAUGGUCCCACCUGUGCCAGGCAGCCAUCCCAGGACUCUGCUGCCGAGAACCUCAAGCUCUACAAUCGCAGGAAGAUCUUUGAAGCAGUUGCUCAGAAUAACUGCGAGGAGCUGGAGAGCCUGCUGCUUUUUCUGAAGAAGAGCAAGAAGCAUCUCAUGGACAGCGAAUUCAAAGACCCGGACACAGGGAAGACCUGCCUGCUGAAAGCCAUGCUCAACCUGCACAACGGGCAGAAUGACACCAUCCCCCUGCUCCUGGAGAUCGCCCGGCAGACGGACAGCCUGAAGGAGCUGGUCAACGCCAGCUACACGGACAGCUACUACAAGGGCCAGACGGCACUGCACAUUGCCAUCGAGAGACGGAACAUGGCACUGGUGACCCUCCUGGUGGAGAACGGGGCCGAUGUCCAGGCCGCGGCCAAUGGGGACUUCUUUAAGAAAACCAAAGGGCGGCCUGGCUUCUAUUUUGGUGAGCUGCCCCUCUCCCUGGCUGCGUGUACCAACCAGCUGGGCACCGUGAAGUUCCUGCUGCAGAACUCCUGGCAGUCGGCCGACAUCAGCGCCAGGGACUCGAUGGGCAACACCGUGCUGCACGCGCUGGUGGAGGUGGCUGACAACACGGCCGACAACACCAAGUUUGUGACGAGCAUGUACAACGAGAUUCUGAUCCUGGGGGCCAGACUCCACCCUGCGCUGAAGCUGGAGGAGCUCACCAACAAGAAGGGGCUGACGCCGUUGGCUCUGGCCGCCAGGAGUGGGAAGAUCGGGGUCCUGGCCUAUAUUCUCCAGAGGGAGAUCCAGGAGCCCGAGUGCAGGCACCUGUCCAGGAAGUUCACUGAGUGGGCCUACGGGCCCGUGCACUCCUCACUGUACGACCUCUCCUGCAUCGACACCUGUGAGAAGAACUCAGUGCUGGAGGUGAUUGCCUACAGCAGCAGUGAGACACCUAAUCGCCAUGACAUGCUCUUAGUGGAGCCGCUCAACCGCCUCCUGCAGGACAAGUGGGACAGAUUCGUCAAGCGCAUCUUCUACUUCAACUUCUUCAUCUACUGCCUGUAUAUGAUCAUCUUCACCACGGCCGCCUACUACAGGCCUGUGGAAGGCCGGCCUCCCUUUAAGCUGAAACACACCGUUGGGGGCUAUUUCCGAGUCACUGGAGAGAUUCUUUCUGUAGCAGGGGGAGUCUACUUUUUUUUCCGAGGGAUUCAAUAUUUCCUGCAGAGACGGCCAUCACUGAAGACCUUGUUUGUGGACAGCUACAGUGAGAUGCUUUUCUUUGUGCAGUCGCUGUUCAUGCUGGGGACCGUCGUGCUAUACUUCUGCCACUGCAAGGAGUACGUGGCCUCCAUGGUUUUCUCCCUGGCCAUGGGCUGGACCAACAUGCUCUACUACACCCGCGGCUUCCAGCAGAUGGGCAUCUAUGCUGUCAUGAUUGAGAAGAUGAUCCUGAGAGACCUGUGUCGCUUCAUGUUUGUUUACCUCGUUUUCUUAUUUGGGUUUUCCACAGCGGUGGUGACGCUGAUUGAGGAUGGGAAGAAUGACUCCGUGUCGGCUGAGACGACGUCGCACAGGUGGCGAGGUCCCGGCUGCCGGCCGUCGGACAGCUCCUACAACAGCCUGUACUCCACUUGUCUGGAGCUGUUCAAGUUCACCAUCGGCAUGGGCGACCUGGAGUUCACGGAGAACUAUGACUUCAAGGCCGUCUUUGUCAUCCUGUUACUGGCCUAUGUGGUUCUCACGUACAUCCUCCUGCUCAACAUGCUCAUUGCCCUCAUGGGUGAGACAGUCAACAGGAUCGCACAGGAGAGCAAGAACAUCUGGAAGCUGCAGAGAGCCAUCACCAUCCUGGACACGGAGAAGAGCUUCCUUAAGUGUAUGAGGACGGCCUUUCGCUCAGGCAAGCUGCUGCAGGUGGGGUACACAGCUGACGGCAAGGACGACUACAGGUGGUGUUUCAGGGUGGACGAGGUGAACUGGACCACCUGGAAUACCAACGUGGGCAUCAUCAAUGAAGACCCGGGCAACUGUGACGGCAUCAAACGCACCCUGAGCUUCUCCCUGCGGUCGGGCCGAGCUGCAGGGAGGAACUGGAAGAACUUUGCCCUGGUUCCCCUCUUAAGAGAUGCAAGUACUCGAGAAAGACACCCUGCCCAGCCUGAGGAAGUUCAUCUGAAGCACUUCGCGGGGUCCCUCAAGCCAGAAGAUGCCGAGAUUAUCAAGGAUUCUGCUGCUUUAGGAGAGAAGUGA
Molecule: messenger RNA, 2529 nt
Organism: Balaenoptera ricei (Rice's whale)
Lineage: Eukaryota; Metazoa; Chordata; Mammalia; Artiodactyla; Balaenopteridae
Gene: TRPV1
Product: transient receptor potential cation channel subfamily V member 1
Exons: 15
Coding region: 16-2529 (837 amino acids)
Biological process (GO): calcium ion import across plasma membrane
Cellular component (GO): membrane
Molecular function (GO): calcium channel activity; protein binding
Source: RefSeq, a predicted model, not a curated record